Molecule: messenger RNA, 2976 nt
Organism: Scedosporium apiospermum
Lineage: Eukaryota; Fungi; Ascomycota; Sordariomycetes; Microascales; Microascaceae
Exons: 7
Coding region: 1-2976 (991 amino acids)
Source: RefSeq, a predicted model, not a curated record
AUGGUAUUAUUUAAGCGGAAACCGGUGGCUAUUCCACCGCCCCAGGACAUCAAAGACAAGAAUGCCCAGGUGUGGUAUAUUCCCCAGACUGGCGAGAUCUUCGCGACCUAUGAGGAGUACCUAUCAAGAAUGGAUUUUUACAAACAGCCGCGGUUCAUCUGUCAGAUAACUGGCCAAUCGCGCCUGACCUUUUUCGACGCCCUCAAGAGUGAACUCGCCGGAGCCAAGGAAGUUGAACAAGCCUUCCCCGAAGCGCUUAAGGGCCCGGUCCUCCGCAAAGUGCAGUUCCAAACAGUUUCCCGUAUCGAUACGCUCGUUGACAAGAUCUACGAAGAGUUCCGCGCCGACUACUACCCUGGCGAAGCCGUGACGGUCGAGAUAUAUACUGGAGAGAAGCUGCAGGGUGUAGUAAGAGACAAGACCAGGUUUGGAAGCAAACAGCACCCGGACGGCUCGAUCAGCGACCCCUUUUCGCGUUAUUUUGUCAGUCUCGACGAUCGUCCCGACGAAGAAGCGGUGGUGGACGAUCAUCACAUUAGCAGGGAUCGAAAGAUCUUUACGAAAGCUGUCCUCCGGUCCUUUAUCAAGAGGACGGUUACUCGCGAGGCAUGGAAUGGAGCGCCCUGGUUGGUCAAGCACGAAUACGCGACGAUGUACCAUAUCGAUACCCGCGUCCCGGUCCAUCUCCGACAUGAUACGAAGCUGCAGGAGCGCAAGAUCUUAGCGGCGCAGAAGAAGGCACUUCAACCCUCAGGUACCAACGGCGUAUCAACCAACCAAGAACCUGUGCGCCUGCCCGAGUUGAAGCCGAAGAGCCACAAGGCCAAAUCUCAGCAAACCGGGGGCGGCAUGGAUCAGCACCAGGUCAAAAAGACAAAAGAUAGCGGCGGCAAGUUCUUACACAUGGUAUCACCGGAUAGCUCCUUCAAGUUCCCCACUGGUCUUCGCGGUAAUGUCCCCCAGAUCGUUCGUCCAGCAACCCCGCCUCCGCCUCCUCCGCCGAAAUAUCCCAUCGAGGAUCUGCAGGUGGGCCCCCGUGCUGGUGUUGUCCGGCCGAAGCUGCGAUUCUUGUGCAGUGACCCUCCUACAUCCACCGACGCUGUCAUUCCGCUCGCGGACAAGAUAAGGAUGGAGUCUGUGGGCCAGCUUCUGGAAACCUGGGAUACCCUCAACGUAUAUUGCGAAAUCUUCAUCCUAGACUCGUUUACGUUUGAUGAUUAUGUCGAAGCCUUGUGUGUGACUUCGGAAGAGACCCCAACCCAGCUGCUGGAGGAAAUUCACUGCAGCAUCCUCAAAGUUCUUGUGCGCUCGGAGCAGGACGGUGGCAAGGUAGAGAUCACGUUACCGGAGAUUGAAGAGGCCGACGAUGAGGAUGAAGAUGACGAGAAUGCCGACGCUACGCCUACUCCCGAACCAGAGCCCCAGCCUACCAAACGCGCCACUAGGAGUAGUCUUGCCAAACUCGAAGCCGAGCGACUAGCGGCCGAGGCUGCUGAGGCUGAGCGUCUGAGCCAAGUGGCGAAGCUUGCCCAUAGGGCCGAGGAGCUUCUGGAGGGCUAUGAUUGGAUCGAGCAAUUGCGAAAGAGAGACUUCAAGGACGGUGGAUGGGAGAUGAUUCUCGUGGGCCUUCUCUACCAACUAUCGAAAAACGAGCGAAAAACCGAACUCUGCGAGAAGCUGCUCGGCCAGCUCGUUCCUCCAAACAUCGAUCCAAGCCAACAAACGGUGGUUGAGCAAUACGCGGCCAUGGACGUCAACUUUAGAGUCCAGAUUAUCCAGCUCCUCUGCAUGCUUACGAUGGAGACCAAGGCUGUGAGGGGAUAUAUGGAGGAUUGCAGCGAGCAAAUGACCAGCUACCGUAAGGGCAAGAUCGAAUGGCAGAGGCAACGAAAGCAAGCGCUUGAGGAGCUUAAGGGUCUCAAUGAACAGCGUAAGAUUCUACUGCCGGACAAUAUGCCCCCAUCACCGCCUCCCGAGCUAGACAAGAGUACGGAGGAUGCCAAGGUGACGGAUACGCCGUCAUCUCCGGCCGAAACACACGCAACAGAAGACUCGGGAGAUGACGCGACAUCUCGUCGCGGGCUUCGACGAGCGCGUGAUAGAGCAGCUGAGAGGGAGAAGCGCCGACUAGCAGAGAUUGAGAAAAAGAAGGAGGCAGAGUUGGCGGCCAAAGUGCCUAAGCAGUCCAAGCAGUUCCUCAGGUUACUCAAGGAUAUUCAGCAAAAGGAGGAAUUUAUCAAGAGCUGCGAGGACGAGAUUGCUGUUUUCGACAACGACAUUCGCGAAGCCGACUGCCCACGCACACGAGUUCUUGGAAAGGAUCGAUUUUGGAACAGGUACUAUUGGUUCGAACGCAAUGGAAUGCCAUACGGCGGUCUUCCGGACAGCUCGACAGCGCACGCCGGAUACGCCAAUGGGUGUAUCUGGGUGCAAGGUCCCGACGAGAUGGAGAGACAGGGAUACAUUGACCUGCCGACGGAGUUUCAGAACGAGUACAAGGCCAAGUUUAACAUGACAAUCCCGGAACGGAAGGCGCGUGAGGAAGGAGCGACGAGCGUGUACAAUGCGUACCAAUGGGGCUUUUACUCAGAGCCAGGGGAGCUGGAGGAGCUGCUGAACUGGUUGGAUCCGCGUGGAUUCAACGAGCUCCGGCUGCGCAAGGAAAUUGUCGCCUACAAAGACAAGAUAAUCCAAGGCAUGGAGAACAGGAAGGCGUAUCUUACACCGGCCAAGAAGGAAGAGGAGGCGGAAGAAGAGGGCAAGAGCACGCGCAUGAGCACUAGGACGCGCACGCGACAGACACAGACCCCCGAGCUGCCCAACUAUCGGUGUAUCGGUUGGGAGAACACGAUGGCCAUCGAUCAGCUAGGCCACCUUCAUAUCGACCCGCCCCCUCCACCCCGACCGAAGAAGCAGGCUCGCAAGAGGGCAGCGUCAUCUGGUGGAGGACCACCAAGGAAGUCCCAGCGUCGUUGA